UAUAACAAUGUGCAUGAAUUGUACUUAAUUUGUUCGUUUUCUGUGGGUGCUUGAGCUAUUUCAUGCAAUAAAUUUUUUGCCCAUCUGGUUUACUUUUAAAAAACGUUUGUGCAAUAAUCCGGAUGUUUCUCAAUCAGCAACAAAAAAGAAUUGAUUUUAAUAAAUACAAAUUAUCAAUAAAAUAGUAAUAAAAAUGUCGAGACAUAGAGACAUACGUUGUAUGAACUAUUCUGAUGAAUACGAUGGAUAUGAUGAUGUGUAUGGCCAUUCGGUCGAAGAUGAUUAUUGUGUAUCUCCUGGAGCUGAACAAUUUAUGUAUGAUCGGAAUAAACAGCAAAACAUAGCUUCAUUUAUAACGGAGCCUGAUAUCAAAGAGGAUAAUGAAGAAGAGUACGAAGACGAAGCUGUAUCACCAAAAAAUUAUCAACUUUCAGAUAUUGAUACUGCCAAACUCAUGUCUUGUAUUGAAGUCAUAAGAAAUGUUAUUGGUGAUGCUCUUCCAGAUACAGUACUUAAAGAAAAAAUAAUUGCAUUUAACUUUGACACUCAAACUAUUUUAGAUCAUAUUUUGAAUACCACACUGGCAACAAAAACACCUACUGAAACUACAGUUGAAGCUAAAAAACACAUCGCAGCACAAACAGGUACCAAGAUGAUAACAAAACCUGUAAUUCAAGUAACAACACCGUCAACAGUAAAAGUUGUUUCAUCAACAAAUAGAUCAAUUAUAAAAGGUUUCGACCUUAGUGGUACUGAAAAUAAUGAUUUUCUUCAACCGCGGCAAGAAAGUCCAAGAUCUCAAAGUCCAUCAUCGUCUGAUUUUAAUUGCUCACCAAGGCUUCAAAGGAAACAAAAUGAAGGGAAUCAAAAAAAAUCUCUAAAUGCUUCUACAUCAAACUCACCACGAUGCCAAUCACCAAUGUCAGAACGAAUUUCUCCUGAUUCUGAUAUAAAAUCUAAGAAUCUUUUUGAAAAUAAAAGAGAUGUUUUAGAAAUUUAUAAAAGUAAACGAGAAAGUGUCAAAGAUCAAAUACAUCUUGUUGUUGUUGGUCAUGUUGAUGCUGGAAAAAGUACACUUUUAGGUAGAUUAUUGUAUGAUUUAGGACAAGUGUCUUCAAAAUUAAUACAUAAAUAUCAGCAAGAGAGUAAAAAAAUUGGCAAACAAUCAUUUGUUUAUGCUUGGGUGCUAGAUGAAACUGGUGAAGAACGGGAAAGAGGAAUAACUAUGGACGUUGGUUAUUCCAAAUUUGAGACUGAAACAAAAUGUAUAACAAUUUUAGAUGCUCCUGGCCACAAAGACUUUAUUCCGAAUAUGAUUAUUGGUGCUACACAAGCUGAUGUAGCUUUAUUAGUCGUUGAUGCUACAAGAGGUGAAUUUGAAACUGGAUUUGAUAGUGGAGGACAAACUCGAGAACAUGCUCUUUUACUUCGAUCUCUUGGUGUCUCGCAAAUUGCAGUUAUCGUUAAUAAGUUAGAUACAGUUGAUUGGUCAAAAGAAAGAUUUGAUGAAAUUGUUGAAAAGAUAAGUGUUUUUUUAAAACAAGCAGGUUUUCGAGAUUCUCUGACAUUUGUUCCUUGUAGUGGAUUGUCUGGAGAAAAUUUAGUUCAUCCACCAAAGGCUGAGGCUUUCGCUAAGUGGUAUAAUGGGCCAACUUUACUUUCAGUAAUUGAUAAUUUUAAAUGUCCAGAAAGACCACUUAUGAAACCAUUUCGUUUAUCAGUAAACGAUAUUUUUAAAGGAACUGGAUCAGGAUUUUGUGUAUCAGGUCAUAUAGAAACUGGUAUGGUUGCUGUAGGUGAUAAGGUUUUACUUUUACCGAGAAAUGAAUCAGGAGUUGUUAAAGGAAUAUCAAUAGAUGAAAAUUCGCUCACAACAGCCUUUGCAGGUGAUCAUGUAGCCUUAACAUUAUCAGGAAUUGAUCAACCAAAUGUUGGAAUUGGUGAUAUUCUUUGUAAUCCACAUAAACCAGUACCAGUAACAUCUUGUUUUGAAGCUCACGUUGUUAUAUUUGCUGUUGCAAUCCCUAUUACAAAAGGUUUACCUGUUGUUAUACAUAUUCAAUCAUUAGUAGAGCCUGCAGUUAUUACUAAACUCAUUGUACAAUUACAUAAAAGUUCAGGAGAAGUCAUGAAAAAGAAGCCUCGAUGUUUACCGAAAAAUUCUAGCGCUAUUAUUGAAAUUUCGACGCAAAGACCUAUUUGUUUAGAGCUCUAUCGUGAUGUUAAACAACUCGGUAGAGUAAUGUUACGUGUUUCUGGUAGUACUAUCGCAGCUGGCCUUGUGACAAAAAUUAAAUGAAUUUUUUAAAAGUGGAAACAACAAUCAUGAUAAAAUGUAUAUAAAUAUAUUAUAUGGAUUUUAUUAUUUAUUAUUAUGGAAUAAAUUUUUUUUCAUUGAACUAAAAUUUAUUAUG
Chelonus insularis is the source of this 2414-nucleotide messenger RNA. It is a transcript of the gene HBS1, whose product is annotated as translation elongation factor EF-1alpha (GTPase) HBS1. The coding region runs from base 194 to 2299 and encodes 701 amino acids. The record is from RefSeq and is a predicted model, not a curated record. Gene Ontology annotation, molecular function: GTP binding; GTPase activity. NCBI's taxonomy places the organism in Eukaryota, Metazoa, Arthropoda, Insecta, Hymenoptera, Braconidae. The transcript has 9 exons. Gene Ontology annotation, biological process: translation.